UGGAACCAAGAAGGCUGUGUCCCCCUUCCUCUGGGCGUCCUUCCAGUCUCUGGCGGUCAGGUAACGACAACCUCAACCCCCCCGGACGAUUGCCUGAAUCAGACUGUGCUCCCCUGAUCUUAAGCCAGGAGCGCCUUGGCGUCCACAGUAAGACCUGCCCAGAACCUGAAGCGACAGCUCCCAGACUGCCAGUGAGGGGCACAUCCUCAGGAUGCUCCAAGGGGAAUAGAAGCCAGAACCAGAGCCUCUAUCCCAUUCCCCCCCGCCCAGUAAUGGGGUCCCCAGUGAGUCAUCUGCUGGCUGGCUUUUGUGUGUGGAUGACCUUGGGCUGGGUAGGGGGCUCAGCCCCCAACCUGGGCCCUGCUGAGCAGGAGCAGAACCAUUACCUGGCCCAGCUGUUUGGCCUGUAUGGGGAGAACGGGACACUGACUGCAGGGGGCCUAGCGCGGCUUCUCCACAGCCUGGGGCUAGGCCGAGUUCAGGCCCUCCGCCUGGGACACCACCACGGGCCUCCAGCUGGUCGAGCUGCAGCCCCAGCGGGAGACAAUUCCACGCACAGAUCACAGGACCCCGAGCUGAGUGUGGAUGUCUGGGCGGGACUGCCUUUGGGUCCCUCGGGGUGGGGUGACCCAGAGGAGCCAAAGGCCCCAGCAUCACCCCAUGGGCCAGCGCCCUCGGGCCUGGACCUGUUUCACAGGCUCCUGCUGCUGGACCAUUCAUUGGCUGACCAUCUGAAUGAGGAUUGUCUGAAUGGCUCCCAGCUGCUGGUCAAUUUCGGCCUGAGCCCCGCUGCUCCUCUGACCCCUCAUCAGUUUGCUCUGCUGUGUCCAGCCCUGCUUUAUCAGAUCGACAGCCGUGUCUGCAUCCAGGCCGCAACCCCAGCUCCCCCAGGGGAUCUUCUGUCUGCCCUGGUUCAUAGUGCCCUGGCAGUCCUGCUGCUCAGCCUCCCUUCUCCCCUCUCCCUGCUACUGCUGCGGCUCCUGGGACCACGUCUGUUGCGGCCCCUGUUGGGCUUCCUGGGGGCCCUGGCCGUGGGCACGCUUUGUGGGGACGCGCUGCUCCACCUGCUGCCACAUGCACAAGGAGGGCAGCACGCUGGACCUAGCGGACCACCAGAGGAGGACCUGGGACCGGGACUGUCGGUACUCGGAGGUCUCUUCCUGCUCUUUGUGCUGGAGAACGUGCUAGGGCUUUUGCGGCGGCGCCGAGGGCCCAGGCCAAGAUGCUGCGGGCGAAAAAGAAAGGAUCUCAGAGUACCGGCCCUGGACCUGGAGGAUGGCAGUGGGACGGCCCUUCAGCCCCUACAAGCAGCUCCAGACCCAGAAGCUCAGGGCCGCAGGGAGCAGGCCAGCCAGCCCCCACCAGCCCCAGCCCCCACUGGGCACCAAGGCCACAGUCACGGGCACCAGGGUGGCGGUGGCGCCAACAUCACGUGGAUGGUCCUCCUGGGAGACGGUCUGCACAACCUCACUGAUGGGCUGGCCAUAGGUGCUGCGUUCUCCAAUGGCUUCUCCAGUGGCCUCAGCACCACCCUAGCAGUCUUCUGCCACGAGCUACCCCACGAACUGGGUGACUUCGCAGUGCUGCUCCAGGCAGGGCUGCCCUUCCGGCGCUUGCUGCUGCUGAGCCUGGUGUCUGGAGCCCUGGGACUAGGGGGUGCAGCCCUGGGGGUGGGGCUCAGUUUGGGCCCUGUCCCCCUCACUCCCUGGGUGUUUGGGGUCACUGCUGGGGUCUUCCUCUAUGUGGCCCUUGUGGACAUGCUACCAGCCCUGCUUCGUCCUCCCGAGCCUCUCCCUACGCUCCAUGUGCUUCUGCAGGGGCUGGGAAUGCUGCUGGGGGGCAGCCUCAUGCUCACCAUAGCCCUGCUGGAGGAGCAGCUAUGGCCCCCAGUCUCUGAUGGCUGAUGGGGGCCGGUGGAAAGGCGUCCAGGUUGCCCUUCCUUCCCCCCAACCACAGGAAUGGAGGCGGGACACAGGGCCAGUAGGAGCAAUAGGAUUUUAAUAAACAGAACCCAUCCCAAAGCCAUGACUACGACAGUUGUACUUGCACCAAAACAGCAUAGAAAACCAGGAUGUGGUGGGAGGAGGGCUCAAAGCAGGUGGGGGCGGGGGGAGAGGACAUGAGCAGGGGCCUGGAGGGUGCAGGGUGCAUCCAUCUGCAGGGAGAGCAUUGUGCUUUAGCCCAGGGAGGUGGGGGAAGGGUGGGGCAAAUGCACUGCAAGGUCCCCACUUUUUCCUGCUGCCCUCAGCACCCUGGGGAUACAGGCAUCUGGGCAGAUCUGCCCUUUAUUGCUGCCCACCAGCAUUAAACACCCCCGACCCCAACACUAGCACCACAGGCGGAUCCGGGGCAGGGAGAAGGGCGGGAACGGGAAAAUUGCUUAGAGAAAGAUUCGACUAGAAUCCAGUGAAUUGUGCUCAGUUCUCUUUACUUCCUACAACCGAGUACAUGGGUCACGGGGUGGAGGGUGCGACAGGACAUGAAACAUGCCCCUCGGUGCCCCCAACACACCCCUGCACACAGGAUGGUGGUGUCUGCAGCAUCACAGGUCAUGCAGGGCACGGGGAAGGGGGGGUUCACACACACAGAGACGCCCACAGCGGGUACCAGAGAACACCCCUGAAUAUACACAGCUGUACACAGGGAACCCCCAGGUCCCCAACCCAACCCUCUCCCCUGUCUUGCCGUCCCCCAGGCCGGAGGAACUGUAUUGCUUUGAGAGAGCCACCCUGGGGGCCGCUCUGCCAGGCACCCUCCCCUCCCCUCCCCCCACCCCCAUUUUGGCACAUCUGCAAGACACGCGGCAGCGAGAGUAGGCACCCUCCCUCCCAGGCUUCUGUGGCUUGGAGUUGAGGAAGGGGGUAGGAGACUUUGUCCUCCAUCCUGCCCCUAGCCCUUCCCAAACCCCUACCAAACCCACUCCAGCCAGAACCCACCCCCACCCCCUGAAACACACACAUACAAAGCUGAGCUAUCCAGGAAUACAGGGGAACAAGGAGAUUGUCCAGGACAGGAGCGGAGCAGUCGGGAGAAAGGACUGGAAGCAGAGACCCCACCCUGGUGUGGGGGUAAGACUGGCACGACAGCUACUUUAGUGCAAUUGGAGAGGGUGCCCAGAGUGAGGGGUGGGGAUGGGAGGGGAAGGCUCGCCCCGACUUCCCUGGGCGGGGGGCAAAGCCAGGCUCCCCAGGGAAAGGGCCUAGCAGGAGCGAGCGAGGGCCAAGGGCAGAUGCUCUCGUCACCCGCCACCCCCUGCCCUCCCAAAUGCAGUGACAGUGUCCCCCUCACACCUACAUGGGCAACAGCAGCCUCGGAGUCAGUACCUUCAAGUAAUUCAUAGAACAGACCCUCCCCACCCCAGCUUCCUCCCAUCUCUGGGAUUUGGUCGCUUCUCUAGGGUUGGGUCGGGGGAGGAGGGAGUUCCCAAGUCAGGCCCUUCCCUCUCCACCUCCCUCUUCCCAGACCACUGGGCUUGGUCCUCAAAGAUUCCUUGCCUCCGCCCCUUGCCCACCUUGGGUCAAGGCCACGGAGGGCUGGAGCCACCACAAUUCGAAGGGAAGGGGCUGCUUUGCUCCUUAUCCCUCCUUCUUAAAAGGUAGGGUUCAAACUAGGCAGGAUGGGGCCCCAUACUGGUUUGCCCCAGGAGGAGGGCUUCUGGGCUAGGGUCUGUAAGGCUAUUUUCCUUUGCGGUGGGAAGGGGAGGUGGGGAUGAACACGGGGUGUGGGGAGAGGGGGAGAAAUGGCGGAGAGGGAUGGAGGAAGGGGCCUCCCUGCUGGAGCGCAGUCGCUGGAGUCAUUCGGACGAAGAAACACUCCUGUGCAUAAGAUACAGAGCGGGCCUGCUCCCAGCCCCUCCAGCCAGGCCCCACCCUCACCUCUUGGGGUCCCUUCAAAGACCCCAGAGGAGGUUUCGGGAGUACAGCUGCAGAACCGUUCACUCUGGCCCCACGCCCCCCACCCCACCCCCAGCCUCUCCUCCCCUUCUAGGUCCGGGGAGUAAGAAGGUGCUCGGGUGGGCAGACAGCGGUGGAAACAGUAUUGAGUUUUCCUUUGGUUACAUAUUGAAGGCAAAGGUGAGCUGGACUUACAGUCAAAACGGAUAGGGAUGAGGAAGGAAGAGGGGCCAUGCUGGGGUUGGAGAGGGAGGCAGGCCCUCCUCAGCCCCUCCACCCCAAGGAACACAUGUCUAAGUGGGGUGGCAGUCCCUCAGUCUCAUCUCUCCCACCCCCCACAGCACCAAACAGAAGGAGAAGCCCCCUCCCCCAGGGGCUGCUCCCCACCCCAACCUGGGCUGUACAUUCAGUGGUUUUCAGCAGUCCUAUGGCUCAGGGGGCCACAGCGGGGGAGGUGGCCCAUCAGUCUCAGUUGGACAGUGGCAGUGACCCGGGUCUGUUGGCCCAUCCUGGGACCCACAGUUUGUGCCAUUUGUUUUUCUGAAGGAUAGUACACAACCCUACCAAAGCCACCGCCCAAUCAGAAACGUCUCCCCAAAAAUCAGAAACUAAAAACUGGCUCUUUUCAACUCGCCCUCUGAUUCACAAGCCUGUUUCCCUGUCUCCUAUGUAGCCCUCGCUCUGUCUCCUUUGCUGGGACCUGGGGCUGCUCCCAGGGUCCUCACGUAAAAUAGGCCUUUUCUCAAAAGUGCUUAUUACUUGAAGCAAGUGCUUUAGAGCUGCGGUGGGGAGAGGGGGAGGGAAGAGGGAGGGUGAAGGGAAGGUGUUUCCUCCCCACCCUACCCCCUGAAGUUUGGGGGGCAUUCUGCCUGUUUUACUUCUCCACACCCGUUUAAGUCAAAGAGGUUUUAAAAAAAAAAAAAUCUUAACAUUAAAAUAAAUAUGCAGUGGCCAUGAGAAUGGUCAAAACACUUCAAAAAACACUAGGGGCUGGGGAGCCCGGGGUGGGGUGUGGGAUUUCCUUUGGCAUAAGGAGAGGAGGCUGCUCGUCCUCCACGCCCCCUCACAGCCACACGAGGAGGGGCAGAGGACCCCCCGACCUGCCCCAGCACUGCUGACGGGGUGCUGAAGGGGCAGUGGGGGAAGAGGCAGCCACCAGAAAUCUCAUCUAGCAAAACAAUGGGGCUCCUGACAAAUACUCAGGUUCUUCCUGUCAUCGCCAAACAUUGAUAAAGGAGAACACGACUGAUACCCCGAGUCUUCUCUGGAGGACCCAUCGCUCUGCUCCCCCUGCCCCCCGUCACCUAAUUCCCAGCACCAAAAUGAGAGGGAGGGGGUGGAAUGGGAAGAUUUCAGGAGAGCUGAAGUCAGGGGCAAGCUUUGCAGAACCAGCAGGGGUGGGGGCGGGGGGCUGCAGCCCUUAAGAGAGGUCACAUUGAUUGUCGUAUAGGGGAGGACAGGGCGUGAAGGGAGGUGGGCAAGAGGGGUGUCACAAGGCCCUUUGGCUUUGAAAACAAACCUAAAAACUAAAAGCUGCACAAUCCUUCUCACCAAUAAUGGUCAUUUGGAAGCUUUGAAAUGGUUUAGGAACUGAGGGUCGGGGGAAGCAAGACACAGAGAGAGGGGAUAAAGAGAGACCACGACAAAAAAAAUAAGGACUUGGGCAAACACCGCAGGCUUCAGGGAACCAGCAUGAGGUAUGGUUAAGGGUAUCUGGCAGGGAGGGAGGGGUCCCUGGGAUGCCCCCCCUCCCCUCAGCCCCUCCUUGGCGAAGGCGGCAAGACUUGCAGGGGACACAACUGAAAAGUGGGUGAGGUCGUGAACAAAGCAAGCGUGGGUGGGGGAAGGAGACUGAGGGCUCCCGGGGCGGGGGGGAACCCUGUACUGUGUAAACGAAGCCUGUCCAGUUCUCAGGGGACAAUACUGAUGGCAGCCAAACUGGGCAAGGAUGCACUGUGGGGGUGGAGGGGGCAUGACCUCUAUUCAAGUUCUGUGUCUUGGCCCCUGGCUGAGGUAUUGAGUGUGAGGAAAGGAACACUGGGCUAUGGGAGUGGGUCCAACUGUCCAGGAGGCUUAGCUGGGAGAUGGAUGGACAGGGCAUCGGAAGGGACCAGGGCCAAAUUCAAUGCUACAUUUAGAGAGAAAACUGCCCCCUCCUCACUCUGGCCCAGUUUGGCUUUGGGGGAUCUUCUCAGUGCAGCCCCUAGCUCAAUCCCAUCUCUCCCCGCGACCGGGAGGGCAGGGACCAAGCCUCAGCGUGUGUAUUCAUCACUCCCUAGGUCAGAGCUUCAUCCUCACACUGGAGGGGAAGCUGGGGUCCCGAGUAGCCACGGUCCCUAGUCUGCCCUGCCCCUCCCACCAUCUUUGGCUUCAGAUCAGGAGUGACUGGGGGCAGUGGGUACUCUUGGACAUAACGGACAGUGGGGGCACAGAGGAACUAUGGGUUUGGGGGGGCACAGGAGGAAGAACAUGGUCCUUCCCUCCCCACACAUGCAAACACAUGCCUGAAACACACAGGACAUACUAGGGCUGUGGUUUUGAAAUGGGCAGGAAAUUAAUUUGUUUCUUCCCCUAAAGGAUAAAAUGCUUACUUAAAAAUUCAUGACAAGCCUCAAAGUUAAGGGAGAGGGGAGCCAGGGAGGGAAAGGCCACAGGCUCUGCCCUCCCAAAAGAAGUUAAAAGAAAGAAGCAAGGUUAAAGUGCGUGGUUAGGGGGCCAGGCCAGCAGUGGAAGGGAGUCAGGGAGGAGAGCAGGCUGUGGGGGCAGAACCAGCCCUUGAUUUGCAUAUGAGGAGCCAGGGGAGAGUGCAGGAUUGGGGCCCAGGUACAGUAGUUGCUGCUUCAAGUGUUCUGCAUUUGAACUUUAGGGGUGACGGGGUACAGAAGUGGGGGAAAAGCUCCAGGCCCCAGUGCUAAAUACCCUCCCCCCUCAUCCACUAGCUGCCCCUGAAGGGGGAGGGGGACACCCCCAGAGUGCUCACACAGUACCAGAAAUUAAGGCUUCUCACUGCUGCGGGGAUGGAGGGGCCAGCCGAGCAGGGAGGCAGUGAUGGGUAUGGAAGAAGAGGAGGGAUCUGCCUGGCAAUAGGGGCAGGGGGAGGGGGACACAGAGAGGAGAGGCAAAGGGAGGGGUGGGGAGAGUUGGCAGCAGAAAGGGGGAACUGAGAGAUGGGGUAAAAGAGAGGGUAGCCAGGCAUUUAGCAAUCAUUUGGGGACACUUGGCAGAAGGGGUUGCCCUGGGGGUGCCAAGGGCCUGGGGUGCUCCCUGUCGGUCCCAGACCCCUGCCAGGCCAGGAUGGUGUGGCAAAGGGGUGAGCAGCUGCUCCCCAGUGCUUCCCCCCC
This is a messenger RNA of Zalophus californianus (California sea lion), 7234 nucleotides long. It is a transcript of the gene SLC39A5, whose product is annotated as solute carrier family 39 member 5. Gene Ontology annotation, molecular function: zinc ion transmembrane transporter activity. The transcript has 12 exons. NCBI's taxonomy places the organism in Eukaryota, Metazoa, Chordata, Mammalia, Carnivora, Otariidae. Gene Ontology annotation, cellular component: membrane. Gene Ontology annotation, biological process: zinc ion import across plasma membrane; BMP signaling pathway; intracellular zinc ion homeostasis. Bases 273 to 1904 code for a protein of 543 amino acids. The record is from RefSeq and is a predicted model, not a curated record.